Messenger RNA from Lingula anatina, 953 nucleotides. Its product is annotated as dynein axonemal heavy chain 6. Gene Ontology annotation, molecular function: ATP hydrolysis activity; dynein intermediate chain binding; dynein light intermediate chain binding. Gene Ontology annotation, cellular component: dynein complex. Gene Ontology annotation, biological process: microtubule-based movement. The record is from RefSeq and is a predicted model, not a curated record. NCBI's taxonomy places the organism in Eukaryota, Metazoa, Brachiopoda, Lingulata, Lingulida, Lingulidae.
CAGCAAGACCUGAACUCUGUAAUCCCGGCCCUGCAGACAGCCAUCGGCUCCCUGGACUCCUUGGACAAAUCAGACGUUGCUGAGAUCCGUGUGUACACCAACCCUCCCGAGCUGGUCAUGACUGUCAUGGCGUCCGUGUGCGUGUUACUGCAGCAGAAACCAGACUGGGCCACAGCUAAACAGGUGCUUGGGGAUGCGGGAUUUCUCAAGAGGCUGGUCCAGUUUGAUAAGAAUAAUCUACCUGAUAAGGUUUAUAACAAACUAAAGAAGUACACAAAGCAUGCAGACUUCACCCCAGACAAGGUGGGCACAGUGUCAGUGGCCUGUAAGUCCAUGUGUGAGUGGGUGCUGGCCCUGGAGAGGUAUAAUGAAGUGUAUAAGAUGGUCAAACCUAAGCAGAGGAGGGUAGAAGAGGCCAAAGAAGCACUGCAUCUGGCACAGAAGAAUUUAGCACAGAAACAGUCUAGCUUAUCAAAAAUUCAAGACCACCUAAAGCUCCUCCAGCAGCAGUACCAGGACAGCGUGAACCAGAGAGAGUCUCUGAAGGAGAGGAAGAAGACCACAGCUCUCAGGAUACAGAGGGCUUCUGUGCUCAUCUCCGCUCUGGCAGACGAGAAGGUGAGGUGGGCUGAGUCAGUGAAGGUCCUGGAUUUCAAGCUCCAAGGUCUGGUGGGGGACACCCUGGUAUCCGCGGCUGCCGUGGCAUACCUGGGGGCCUUCACAGCCAAGUACAGGAGGGAGCUGAUUCUGAAAUGGGAGGAAAGAUGCAGGGUGGCAGAAAUACCUAUUUCUGAGGAAUAUGAGCUGGUCAAGAUUAUUGCUGAUGCCAACCAGGUCCUUCAGUGGCAAAAUGAAGGUCUCCCAACAGACACAUUGUCCACAGAGAAUGCCAUCUUUGUGAAGAAGGGGAGAAAGUGGCCUCUGCUCAUUGACCCCCAGGGGCAGGCUAGCAA